AUGUCUCAACCUAUCCAACGUGCUGCAACACGCUCAUUUAUUCAGAAAUACAUUAAUAAGGAGACUUUGAAAUACGUCUUCACCACACACUUCUGGGGGCCAGUAUCCAAUUUUGGUAUCCCAAUUGCUGCCAUAUAUGACUUGAAGAAAGAUCCAACGCGAAUCUCAGGUCCAAUGACCUUCGCUUUAAUUACCUAUUCAGGCGUUUUUAUGAAGUACGCUCUUGCAGUGACACCCAAAAACUAUUUGCUGUUUGGAUGUCACUUGAUCAAUGAAACUGCACAAUUAGGUCAAGGCUAUAGAUUUGUCAAAUACACAUACUUCACAACUGACGAGGAGAAAAAGAUUUUAGAAAAAGAAUGGAAGGAGAAAGAGAAGCCAAGCAAGUAA
This is a messenger RNA of Saccharomyces eubayanus, 390 nucleotides long. It is a transcript of the gene MPC1, whose product is annotated as pyruvate transporter MPC1. NCBI's taxonomy places the organism in Eukaryota, Fungi, Ascomycota, Saccharomycetes, Saccharomycetales, Saccharomycetaceae. The record is from RefSeq and is a predicted model, not a curated record. The transcript has a single exon. Gene Ontology annotation, cellular component: mitochondrial inner membrane. Gene Ontology annotation, biological process: pyruvate import into mitochondria. The coding region runs from base 1 to 390 and encodes 129 amino acids.